This is a messenger RNA of Ogataea parapolymorpha DL-1, 1152 nucleotides long. Its product is annotated as cyclophilin. Gene Ontology annotation, biological process: protein folding; protein peptidyl-prolyl isomerization. The transcript has a single exon. Lineage: Eukaryota; Fungi; Ascomycota; Pichiomycetes; Pichiales; Pichiaceae. The record is from RefSeq and is a predicted model, not a curated record. The coding region runs from base 1 to 1152 and encodes 383 amino acids. Gene Ontology annotation, molecular function: peptidyl-prolyl cis-trans isomerase activity; protein binding.
AUGAAAACUUUUGCGUAUCUUGACAUUCGGGUGGGAACCAGGGAUGUUGGAAGGAUAGUUAUUGAGCUUGAUUUUGAGAAGGCUCCAAAAGCAUCUGAGAAUUUUUUACAGCUAUGCGAGAGUAAAUCUUACAAAAAUACCUGCUUCCACAGAGUAAUCAAGAAUUUUAUGAUUCAGGGCGGAGACACGGAUCACAAGAUAAUCCGGCAUGAUGAAUAUCCUCCCGUUGCUCUAGGGAUAGGUGGGAGAUCAAUUUACACAUCAAACUUCUUUGAUGAUGAAAAUUUAAGAGCGAUAGACGAACCCUUCUUGGUUUGUAUGUCUAAUAAAGGCACAGUUAAUUCUAAUAGCUCACAAUUCUUUAUCAACACCUUAGCAUCUCCUCACUUGACAGGAAAGCACACGGUUUUUGGUAAAGUCAGACAUGGAAAAUCAGUUGUCAGAGAAAUUGAGAGAGUCUCCGUUAUCAGCAGUAAAAAUAACGAUCCACAGGCUUGGCUACCAGUCAAAGAAGAGAUGGUUCUCAUUGUGGAUUGUGGAAAGUGGAACAAUGGAGACCCUGUUCCGUGCUAUAAUGCAUGCUACGAUUCUCUUGGCGGAGACAUUUAUGAAGAGUAUCCUGAUGACAACGAAGUUAAGGGUCUUGAUCUUGAAAAUCCUGAAAUGACCUACAAGAUUAGCACAGUGAUAAAAGAGUCGGCGUCAUUACUUUUGAAAGAAAAAAGAUUACGAGACGCAUUUCUGAAAUAUAAAAAGGCUUUGCGGUAUUGUAAUGAACUGAUUCCGGAUCAAGACACAAACCCUGAAUAUCAUAAGAAAUUUCUGAAUCUUAAGAAAACGAUAUACCUCAAUCUGGCAUUAGUGGCACUCCAAAUGAACGACUAUAAGACUACAAUUGACUAUUGUGGGUAUCUAUUGGAAAUGGACAAAGAGGUCCCUAUGACACAAACACAAACAUCGAAGACAUUUUAUCGCUUAGGUAUGGCCUACCGAGGGCUUAAGAAUUUUGAAGUGGCUUUGGAAUUCCUCCAAAAGGCAAGCUCUCUGUGUCCUAAUGAUCAGGGAAUAAAGAGUGAGCUAUGCGUGGUUCAAAAGCUUGUAGAAGACGAGAAGAAAAGCGAGAGGCAAAGGUUUGCCAAAUUUUUCGAUUAG